Messenger RNA from Psylliodes chrysocephalus, 2029 nucleotides. Lineage: Eukaryota; Metazoa; Arthropoda; Insecta; Coleoptera; Chrysomelidae. The record is from the annotation of a GenBank genome assembly.
GAAAAUUAUAAUUUUUUGUUGACGUAUGUGAACUCUGUUCGUUGGUAGAGUUUUUCUUUUCUCAUUACCCUGAAAAGAGAAUUGGUACUUUUUAUUUUAAAAAAAAAAUUGUAUUUUAUUUAAUAAAUUUUGAUUAUGCCAACAAUAGGUAUCAAGCGAGAUUUGUUAUUCAAAUCUCUAGGAAAAACGUACACUGAUGAUGAAUUUCAAAGCCUGUGUUUUGAAUUCGGUCUCGAACUGGAUGAAGUGACCACAGAAAAGCAGAUGAUUACUAAAGAACAAGGUGAAGAUUCCCAUUUAAACACUAGUGCUUCAGAAGAUAUUAUUUAUAGGAUAGAUAUACCAGCUAACCGAUAUGAUUUACUUUGCUUAGAAGGUUUGGUUCAGGGAUUACUUGUGUUCUUAGGAAGGAUACCACCACCAAAAUUUCAUGCAAUUAAACCUGCAGAAGGUGAUACCCAAAAACUUGUUAUUAAACCAGAUACUGCCAAAAUCCGACCUUAUGCAGUAGCAGCUAUUUUAAGAAAUAUAAAAUUCGACCAGGAUAAGUAUACUAGUUUCAUUGAUUUACAAGACAAAUUGCAUCAUAAUAUAUGCCGAAAAAGAUCAUUGGUAGCAAUUGGUACACAUGAUUAUGAUACUAUCAAAGGACCAUUUAUUUAUGAUGCUAAAUCACCAAAACAUAUACAAUUUGUUCCUCUUAAUCAGGAAAAAGAAUUCAAUGCUGAGGAAUUAAUGGAAUUCUAUUCAACCCACCCACAGUUAAAACAGUAUCUCCCAAUAAUUAAGGACAGUCCUGUUUACCCUGUUAUCACAGACAGCAAUGGUGUUGUAUUAUCAUUACCCCCAAUAAUCAAUGGAAAUCACUCCAAGAUUACUUUGGCUACCAAAAAUGUAUUCAUAGAAUGUACAGCUACUGAUUUAACUAAGGCAAAAGUUGUUCUUGAUACCUUAGUAUGUAUGUUUAGCCAAUAUUGUUCUGAGAAACAUACUGUAGAAUACUGUGAAGUUGUAAAUCCAGACGGUACUUCAGUAUUGUAUCCUGAAUUAGAGUAUAGGAGUGAAGUUGUAUCUGUUAAAAAAACAAAUAAAAAAAUUGGGAUAAAUGAAUCACCUGACAAUAUGGUACAACUCCUCUCAAAGAUGUGCCUUACUUCUGAACUGACAAAUAACACCGAUAAUAUUAAAGUAACGAUACCUCCCACAAGACAUGACGUGUUACAUGCUUGCGAUAUUUAUGAAGAUGUAGCUAUAGCAUUUGGUUACAACAACAUAAAAAGAACUUUCCCCAAAACGAAUACCGUAGCUCAGCAGUUUCCUGUAAACAAACUAACGGAUUUAUUAAGGUAUCCAAUUGCCGAAGCUGGGUUUACUGAGGCGUUGACUUUUGCAUUGUGUUCAAGAGAUGAUAUAUCUAUAAAACUGGGCAUUGACUCAAUUGAAAAAAUUCCUGCUGUACACAUAUCAAACCCAAAAACAUUAGAAUUUCAAGUGUGUCGUACAACUCUACUACCAGGCAUUCUUAAAACCAUAGCUGCCAACAAAAAAAUGCCCUUGCCCAUGAAAAUAUUUGAAAUAUCUGAUGUCGUACUGAAGGACGCUGAAGCUGAAGUUGGUGCCAGAAACGAAAGAAGAAUUUGUGCAGUUAACUGUAAUAGAAAUGCUGGUUUUGAAGUUGUCCAUGGUCUUCUUGACAAGAUUAUGUUGCUUCUUGAAGUUUCCUGGUCUCGCAAGAAGAAUUCUGUUGGAUAUUAUUUACAAGCUACCAACGAUCCUACUUAUUUCCCUGGACGAUGCGCUAACAUAAUAUGUCAUGGAACGCCCAUUGGAAAAAUUGGAGUUUUACAUCCAAACGUUUUGGCCAAAUUUGAACUAACCAAUCCUUGUUCUGCUGUAGAAUUAAACAUUCAGCCAUUUGUUUAAAACUUUUACCCAAACUUGUUACUUAACUUAUUAGUUUAUUCAAUUUACUUAUGGUUUGCUUUUUAAAAACAAUUUUGUACAUGAUUUAAAUAUAGCAAGAUUAUAU